Alternaria atra is the source of this 873-nucleotide messenger RNA. RefSeq lists its product as uncharacterized. NCBI's taxonomy places the organism in Eukaryota, Fungi, Ascomycota, Dothideomycetes, Pleosporales, Pleosporaceae. Gene Ontology annotation, cellular component: transcription factor TFIIH holo complex. The record is from RefSeq and is a predicted model, not a curated record. Bases 1 to 873 code for a protein of 290 amino acids. The transcript is spliced from 2 exons.
AUGGCUGAGAUUCCUACCCCGCCAGCCUCGUCCGCGACGCCUUCACAACACGCAUCACCUCUACCUCAACCACGCAAACACCCACUGAAGCCCGGCGGACCAAGGGAGUCUGAUUUGAUUCGAUACCUGGAUCAUGGCGUAAACCGCAUUCAGAAGCGAGUGGACAAUCGUAUGACGAACCGCAAGCUCAAACCUGCACCGGGCGAGGAGGAAGGAUACAAGGCGUUUUGGGAGGUCGCGAAGGAUCUCGAUGGCCUUGUGGAUGUCGUCUGGGUAUCUGGGUCACCAAACCUCCAGAUCCCCUAUUUGCUCAACUUUGCCGUCCUUACCGCCGACUUCCUCCCUCUAUUCGGAUCUUCAACGCGUUCUGCACAGGCCACCUUCCGCCUGCUCUCGAAGCUCGAUUACGCCUUCUCCUCACUGCUUACUGGCCACGACACUGCGACAGGCGAGCUUUUGUCAGGUUUCGAGAAUGGCCGUACAAUUACCACAACAGACAAGGUUCGCUUGAAGGGCGUUGUAGACCGUACUCGACUUACGGUUACACGAGCGAUGAGUGGGGAUAGCGUGGUUGGCGACGAGGAUGAUGUCGGUGAGGCAAUGGAUACCGAUACCGAAGGAGAAGGACAGGCAAGCGGACGUCAAGGCACCGUGACCUUUGAAGGCUUCGAAGAUAAUGACGACGAUGAGGAAGAUGACGAUUGGGAAGAGCGUGGUGUUGCAAGUGUGUAUGAAAAGACAAUAGGCGAGCUAGGCGAUGUUCUAGGCGGUCCACCGAUUGGCAUUAUUACUGACGAUUGGGGCGUUAAUGGUACUGAGCAGCAAAGAAGCGGCGGAGGCUUCGUUGAAUCGGGGGGUGAAGUCGAGCUCUGA